CUAGCGCAUAAGUCACUACACAAACCAGGAAGCCAAGGAUUCAUGGUCAUGGCGUCGACUUUCUCUCUGUCCUCCACCAUUCCAAUCACCCUCACCUCCUCCCUCUCUCCUUCUUCCCAAAAGACAUCUCAACUCUCCAUUGUUCGAAAGCGUAAACCCUAUUCCAUAUGCAAAGUCACAAAUGGUGAGCAAAACUCUAGCCCUAGCUCCAAAGAAGGAGAAUUUUCUGGGAACAAAUUUGAUAGAAGAGAUGUCCUCGUUGGUCUGGGGGGUCUUUAUGGAGUGGCAAAUCUCACUUCUGAUCCAUUUGCCUUGGCUACUCCAAUUCAAGCUCCGGACUUAACCAAAUGUGGCAAAGCUGACUUACCUGCUGGUGCAAAGCCAACGAAUUGCUGCCCACCACCAUCUACAAAAAUCACAGACUUCAAGCUCCCUACAUAUAAUGCUUUGCGAGUUAGGCGGGCCGCACAUUUGGUUGAUGAUAAAUAUGUAGCCAAAUACGAAAGGGCUAUUCAGCUCAUGAAAGAGCUUCCUGCCGAUGAUCCUCGUAGCUUCACGCAACAAGCCAACGUUCAUUGUGCCUACUGUGAUGGGGCCUACCACCAAGUUGGCUUUCCCGAGCUUGACCUCCAAGUUCACAACUCAUGGUUGUUUUUCCCGUUUCAUAGAUAUUAUCUAUAUUUCUAUGAGAAGAUUUUGGGAAAAUUGAUUGAUGAUCCAAGUUUUACUCUGCCAUUCUGGAAUUGGGAUUCCCCUGAUGGGAUGAAAAUGCCUUCCAUUUAUGCAAAUCCUAGGUCAUCACUGUACAACAAACUGCGCGAUGCAAAGCACCAGCCACCCAAACUGAUCGAUCUUGAUUAUAAUCUUACUGAUGAAACCACAACAAAAAAGGAUCAAAUUGAUAGCAAUCUUAAGAUCAUGUACCGACAAAUGGUGUCCAAUGGCAAGACUGCUAAGCUUUUCAUGGGAAGCGCAUACCGUGCCGGUGAUGAAUCCGAUCCCGGAGCCGGUGCGUUGGAGAAUAUUCCACAUGGGCCUGUUCAUAUAUGGAGUGGCGAUCGAACACAGCCAAAUAUUGAAGACAUGGGGAAUUUCUACUCGGCAGGAAGAGACCCUAUCUUCUUCGCUCAUCACUCGAAUGUUGAUCGAAUGUGGACGGUUUGGAAGACAUUAGGAGGGAAGAGAAAAGAUUUCACUGACCCAGAUUGGCUUGAGGCCAGUUUUCUUUUCUAUGAUGAGAACGCUAAGCCUGUUCGUGUUAAGGUUCGUGAUUGUUUAGAUACUAAAAAUCUGGGAUAUGUUUAUCAAGAUGUUGAAAUUCCAUGGCUUAAAAAUAAACCAACGCCUAAGAAAAUUUUCAAGAAAGUGGCAAACGCUCUUGGCGUAGCACACGCAGCGGAGUUGAAAACAAACUUUGUUGAGCCAACUCAGUUCCCUAUAGUUUUGGACAAAACUAUAAGCACUGUGGUUCCGAGGCCAAGGAAAUCAAGGAGCAAGAAGGAGAAAGAAGAGGAAGAGGAGGUAUUGGUCAUAGACGGCAUUGAGUUUGAGAAAGACACAGCGGUGAAAUUCGAUGUGUUUAUCAAUGAUGAGGAUGAGGUGGCAACUGGGCCGGACAAGACUGAGUUUGCGGGGAGUUUUGUGAGUGUACCGCACAAGCAUAAGCACCACAGGAAGCUGAAGACUCGCUUGAUAUUGGGACUCACUGAUUUGUUAGAGGAUUUGAAUGCUGAAGAUGAUGACAGUGUGGUGGUAACUUUGGUGCCCAGAUACGGGAAAAAUGUCAGCAUUGGCGGUAUCAAGAUUGAAUUUGCCGACGAUUAAGACUAAUUUGUCAUCUUACGUAUUUUGCUUGUUCAACUCAUGGCUUUGACAAACCUGCUGUGUUUCAUUUUAAAACCAGAAUUUGAGUAAAUAAAUGACUUAAAUUAUGCUUCA
Messenger RNA from Mangifera indica (mango), 1938 nucleotides. Its product is annotated as polyphenol oxidase, chloroplastic-like. The transcript has a single exon. Gene Ontology annotation, biological process: pigment biosynthetic process. The record is from RefSeq and is a predicted model, not a curated record. Bases 43 to 1824 code for a protein of 593 amino acids. Gene Ontology annotation, molecular function: catechol oxidase activity. NCBI's taxonomy places the organism in Eukaryota, Viridiplantae, Streptophyta, Magnoliopsida, Sapindales, Anacardiaceae.